AUGUUCCCUUCUAAGGCUCUCCUUUCUAUUCUCCUUAUCGCACUGUCCGCUGUGGAUGCAUUCCCCCUGCGCCAUGAAGCUGCGCCGACCCUCGCCUUCAACGCUAGGAUGAACGCCAGGGCUGGUACUACCAACAUCGCUGAUGCUGACAGGGCCCGUGCUCAGGCGAUGCAACAUACCAGUUUCAGCAAGCGUGCUAGCAGCUCCUCGUUCAGUAUAGCCAAUGCUGUCACGAGUUACACUGCCCAAGUUGGUGUCGGCAGCCCUGCAACUCAGUACACGCUCCUCAUUGAUACGGGCAGCUCCAACACCUGGGUGGGUGCAAACACCCCAUACAAACGCACCAAUACUAGUGUGGAUACUGGUGGCUCUGUCUCCGUCUCUUAUGGUUCCGGCAGGUUUUCCGGAGAGGAAUACUUGGACACAGUUACUCUCAGUUCUGAUUUGGUCAUCACCGGACAAUCUAUCGGGGUCGCAACCAGUGCACAAGGGCUUGAUGGCAUUGAUGGAAUUCUUGGUGUCGGACCGACUGACCUGACGCUGGGCACCGUUUCCAAUGUUGGUUUAGUCCCCACUGUGACCGACAACCUCUAUGGCAAGGGUACCAUUGGCACUGAGGCACUCGGAGUCUACUUUGCUCCUGGUGGCAGCGCUGGGGAGCUCACAUUUGGUGGAUUCGACAGCUCAAAGACAACGAGCUCAGUGAAUUACGUCCCUCUCACGACCACGUUGCCUUCUGGCGAAUACUGGGGUAUCGACCAAUCGAUCACCUACGGUAGCUCCACCAUUUUGUCCGCGACUGCUGGUAUCGUCGACACUGGCACGACCCUCAUUCUCAUCGCCACCGAUGCAUUCAACAAGUACCAGUCUGCUACUGGUGCUACGUUGGAUAGCAACACCGGUCUCUUGAUGAUCACGUCUGGGCAGUAUGCUAACCUGCAAACCCUGAACUUCAACAUCGGUGGUACUUCUUACGGCCUCACCCCCAACGGCCAAAUCUGGCCCCGUUCCCUUAACACUGACAUCGGUGGUAGCAGCAAUAACAUCUACCUUAUCGUCAAUGAUAUCGGUUCCAACUCUGGCACUGGUCUCGACUUCAUCAACGGUUACUCAUUCCUUCAACGCUUCUACUCUGUGUUCGACACCAGUAACCACCAAGUCGGCUUCGCAACUACUUCGUCUACCUCUGCGGUCUCCAACUAA
Molecule: messenger RNA, 1203 nt
Organism: Suillus subaureus
Lineage: Eukaryota; Fungi; Basidiomycota; Agaricomycetes; Boletales; Suillaceae
Product: aspartic peptidase domain-containing protein
Exons: 5
Coding region: 1-1203 (400 amino acids)
Biological process (GO): proteolysis
Molecular function (GO): aspartic-type endopeptidase activity
Source: RefSeq, a predicted model, not a curated record